UCCCCAGGGCUGUAGCAAUAAGGACCAUGUAUGAGGCCAGAAACUGGAGCUACCAGGUUCAACAUGGAGCUGUGUGGGGCAACCAGGAGUUAGCCUGUCUGGUCUGUACUCUGCUCCUCCUGCUCUGGAGCUGGGAAACCAGACACUGAAAGUUCAGAUCAGCUGUGUCCCUCGUUGGACAAGUUUGGAGUUGACUCUGGAGCGCUCAUUACAGGGCAGACUAGACAAUGUGCUCCUGGGCUGGACAAGGCAUGGACGACCGGAGCAGGUCAGAGCUCUGAGCUGGUGGAGUUGCUCGGAGGAAAUGAAUGAGACCAAACUGGAGCUGAAACAGCCCUUCUCCUCCACACUCGGCCAGAUGAGCCUUCACAGUCGGACACACUCGUCAGACAAAGAACAACACAGCAGUCAUACAACCCACCUGUCGUGGAACAGCACAGUCCCCAUCAACAUCUCCAUCAACCUGAACAAACAGUGGAAGAACAACUCCAGCAGUAGGCAGGCUUGUGCUCAGUUUACAGCACAACAGAUGGCAGUGUCCUUGGUAAAAGGCUGUGUGUCGGUGGGUCAGGAGGGAAACUCAUUUUCCCAAAACGCAGAGUUGAGAUGGGACAACAGGAGCAUUGAGGAGGGAAUGAAGUACCAGAAGGGUCUGCAGGGUAUGCACAGCCUCCAGCUUAACAUCGACUUGGACAAAGUGUCUCCUGCACCCUGUCCUUCACACACCCUCCACACAAAGGUCCAGACGAACUUGAGGGAUCAUUUGGAGCACAUGGUGCUGCUGGGCCUCUGCCCCCCUCAGCCUACUUUGUUGUGGUCAGGAUCCCACAGAGUGAGGUCAGGAGAGGAGCUGUUUUACAAUCAGUCUCGCCUAUCAGUAACAGGACGGCCCCACCAGUGCAGCCUCACCUUGGCUCUGACCAACUCAUCCACAGCACAGGGCUCCAACAUGUCUCUGUUCUCUGAGUCUAGGAUUGGCAAUUGGAGCAUAGAUGUUGGUGGCAGUGCUCUGUCUUGGCUUGGGGGGACUGGACUACAAGUGCAGGCCAGACUGGGCCGCAGUGAGACGAUCUGGGUAAAUGGGAGUGUCGAGGGUCGAUUGUCUGAGAACCACGGGGGGCUACAUGAACGGUCAGGCCUGAAUGAGGACAUCACCGUUUGCAGCAUGUGUGGGGACAAAUCCAAGUUGAUGCUGGAUGUGCAGGAAAAGAGACAGCAGCAGAAAAGCUGA
This is a messenger RNA of Notolabrus celidotus (New Zealand spotty), 1231 nucleotides long. RefSeq lists its product as uncharacterized. The transcript has 9 exons. Lineage: Eukaryota; Metazoa; Chordata; Actinopteri; Labriformes; Labridae. The coding region runs from base 305 to 1231 and encodes 308 amino acids. The record is from RefSeq and is a predicted model, not a curated record.